Messenger RNA from Penicillium hordei, 189 nucleotides. RefSeq lists its product as uncharacterized. The coding region runs from base 1 to 189 and encodes 62 amino acids. NCBI's taxonomy places the organism in Eukaryota, Fungi, Ascomycota, Eurotiomycetes, Eurotiales, Aspergillaceae. The transcript has a single exon. The record is from RefSeq and is a predicted model, not a curated record.
AUGGAUAGACGAAGUCAGGCCUAUGUUAAUGGGCAUGCUGGUUAUGGCUGGCUACUCUUCCUACUCGCCGUCGUUUCACACGAAAUUCUUUCACGAGUCAGUGGCACGAUCUUUGAAUCCUCAUCCCAGAGGGUGUGGGCCCCUUGGCGACUGGAAGAGCUUCAUGACGGAUGGAUGACCAUACGCUAG